This is a messenger RNA of Pyricularia grisea, 1140 nucleotides long. RefSeq lists its product as uncharacterized. The coding region runs from base 1 to 1140 and encodes 379 amino acids. The transcript is spliced from 4 exons. The record is from RefSeq and is a predicted model, not a curated record. Gene Ontology annotation, biological process: regulatory ncRNA-mediated heterochromatin formation. Gene Ontology annotation, molecular function: siRNA binding. Gene Ontology annotation, cellular component: nucleus. Lineage: Eukaryota; Fungi; Ascomycota; Sordariomycetes; Magnaporthales; Pyriculariaceae.
AUGUUUCGACGUUCAUGGGAAGCACUCCCAAAAGAUCCGCAUUUUGAGCCGGAUCUCAAGAAACUUGGCUACUUCAUCAACGAGGAUGACGAGUUGCGCAACAUCGAGAACCCCAAGUACUACUUCAAAUAUUUCAUCAACAAGAAUGAACGCUACAACGAGCGGCAGCGCUUUGCUCUCCACGAGGCGCUUGCCCAAGAAAUCCACGACCGGUUCAUCAAAGCCGGCCUGAUCCAGCACCGACUGCCCCUGGAUGCUGGCCCGACAGAACCCCACGUCCCGAUCUUUGCCUCCGCCAAUCUGGCCACCUGCUCACGCGCCAUCAUCAUCGUCGGCGAGUCCCACCAGGACCUGGGCGUCUUUGCCUACCGCACCGUAUGCGGGCCCGGCGGCAUCACUGCCGGAACAGCCCUCUCGUACGCCACCAGGCUCCCUGCCGAUGCAGCUCUAGUCGUCGCCAAUCCGGGCCAGCUGUUCUGGUAUGCCGAGGGGAGGCGUGCGCUCAAUGCGCAGAGCCAGUUGGGAGUGCCCAUGCCGAGCGCCGUGCAUAUCGGUCUCGUCACGCGAGAGGAGCACCGGGUGCCGCAGAACAGAAACGUCGAUGAGCACGUUCGCUACAUGUUUGAUGUCGUGCUUCCGAAGCUAAUGGGUGGGAACGAAAAUACCCAGCUGCAUGUCAUUGGCGUUGGUGAUGGUGCCGAUGCUGUUGAGGCAUAUCUGGAUCAGGAGGCCCAUUGGGCAAAGUGGGAGCCACAGCUCAAGUCGCUCACUAUCAUGGGCGGUCUCUAUGACGGGAUCGACUCUCAGACCCCGGGAUUCAGGAAGUUUCUACGAGAGCGCGCUCGCGCCUACAUAGUCUCCGACGAGCCUCUCAACAUCCCCCUUUCCGGCCCGGACGGAAACGAGCGAGAGGCGCACUUUACCGGCUUCGGAUGCCCCGUCUUCAGCGCCGGCGAGCCGCUCAACAUCGAGUCCAUCCCCAUCAAGGCGCGCGACGCCGCGCUCGAGUGGAUCGACGAGGUCGCCACGGACGCAGACUACAAGAAUCAGCCCGUUUUCAUAUCGUAUGUGGACGACGACGUGGGUAAUGACGCUGUGUGGGGUCCCGAGAGGGUUGUUGAUGAGACGCUGGCGAAUUAA